AAUAUUAUAAUUAUUUCAAUUCCACGUUGCACCCUCAAUUUACCCCCUCCUUGGCCCGUCUCCUCCUGUCCUUGGGAACUUACUUUCACGUGAUUCUGAGCUUUCCAGUCCGACAACUGCUACCCCUGCGCUCCUCUUACAUCUUUUUGUCACCUUCUGCAAUUCCUUGCUCUUCUUUCUUCUCAUAUUUUUAUGUUCUCUGUAAAACACAAAACAGAGCACCUUCUGUUUCUUCAGUUCAACAAUGCUCAAGAAAUGGCAACCCCUUCUUUUGUCAACCAUUGUUCUGCUCUCACUCUGUGCCUCCACAGUUUCUUCUUCCAGGCCUGCACUCACUCAAUCACCCUCUGUCUCAGACGAUGAUGUUGUUGCUCUCCUUGCAUUCAAAUCCAAAGCAGAUUUACACAACGCUCUUCCCUUCUCGUCAAACACCACCACCCUCCAGCUCUGCCGCUCGACAGGUGUCCAAUGCGCCCAGUCCAAAAUAGUCCGCCUCAUAAUCCAAUCUCAGAAUCUCGGUGGCAUUUUCGCACCAAACACCCUGACUCGCUUAGACCAACUCAGAGUCCUGAGUCUGCAGAACAACUCACUCACUGGAUCCAUUCCCGACCUCUCCGGCCUCACCAACCUCAAAACCCUCUUCCUCGACCGCAACUCCUUCGCGGGUUCUCUUCCGCCUUCGCUCUCGUCCCUCCACCGCCUCCGAACCCUCGACUUCUCCUUCAACAACCUCACCGGUCCAUUACCCGCCUUUCUCAUCACCGGUCUAGACCGGCUCUACUAUCUCCGGCUCGACUGGAACCGGUUCACCGGACCGGUCCCGGCUCUGAACCAGUCCUCUCUCCGAACCUUCAAUGUCUCCGGAAACAACCUCACCGGGGUAAUCCCCGUUACUCCGACCCUUCUACGCUUCGGGCCGACGGCGUUUUCAUGGAACCCAGGUCUCUGCGGCGAGCUUGUAAACAAAGAAUGCCACCCAGCUGCGCCGUUUUUCGGUCCAACCCAAGCUCAUGAAGCUCCACCUCCCACAAGAGCACUCGGGCAGAGCACUGCACAGGAAGUCCAGGGCGUUGAGUUGACUCAGCCGAGUCGAAAAAGGCACAGAAGAACCGCCGUCAUUAUUGGGUUCUCUUCAGGCGUCUUCGUCUUGAUCUGUUCUCUUCUCUUCUUCGUACUAGCUUUGAAGAAACAGAGGAAACCUAAAACCCACCGGAGGACCGACAUUGCGAGUCCGACAGGCUCCGAUGCACAUGCGGCGGUAGUGGUGCAACUAGAGGAGGAGUUGGAGCAGAAGGUGAAGAGGGUACAGGGGAUUCAAGUGGUGAAGAGCGGGAGCUUAAUGUUCUGCGCCGGCGAGUCGCAGCUGUACUCGCUGGACCAACUGAUGAGGGCCUCGGCGGAGCUGUUGGGGAAAGGCACCAUUGGGACGACGUACAAGGCGGUGCUGGACAACCGUCUGAUUGUGAGCGUGAAGAGGCUGGAUGCCGGGAAGUUGGGCGGGACUAGCAGAGAGGUGUUCGAGAGGCACAUGGAGGCGGUGGGUGGGCUUAGACAUCCCAACUUGGUUCCUCUCAGAGCUUAUUUUCAGGCCAAGGAUGAGCGGCUCCUCGUCUACGAUUAUCAGCCCAAUGGCAGCCUCUUCUCACUCAUUCACGGAACAAAAUCCACAAGGGCAAAGCCGCUGCACUGGACAUCAUGCUUGAAAAUAGCAGAGGACGUAGCACAAGGCCUCUCCUACAUUCACCAAGCAUGGAGGCUUGUCCACGGCAAUCUCAAGUCCUCCAAUGUCCUCCUUGGCCCUGACUUCGAGGCAUGUCUCACCGACUACUGCCUCUCUGUUCUUGCCACCACCACCCCAACAUCCGAGGAGGAGCCAGAUUCUACUGCUUACAAAGCCCCCGAGAUUCGCAUAAACUCAUUGAACGAUCACGAUGAUCAUCAACAAAAGCACCAACCAACUUCCAAGUCUGAUGUCUAUGCAUUUGGGAUUUUGUUGGUGGAGCUUGUCACAGGGAAGCCUCCAUCACAUCACCUAGUUUUGGUGCCCACUGACAUGGUGGAAUGGGUCAUGUCCAUGAGGGAAGAUGAUCAGCAUGAUCAAGAUGGGGAAGGCAAUAGCAGGAUGGGGAUGCUGGUAGAGGUGGCCAUAGCUUGUAGCUCAACAUCGCCUGAGCAGAGGCCAACAAUGUGGCAGGUGUUGAAGAUGUUACAGGAGAUUAAAGAGAGUGCAUCCAUGGAAGAUGACAAUGAAUUAAUGGACCCCCAGAUUGUGACUGGUGUGCCCUAGCUAGUUAGGGUUACCGCUGUACCAAACUAGGAGUAUUAAUUAAUUAUUUUAUAGAAAAGAAAAGAGAUGGAGCACA
Prunus avium (sweet cherry) is the source of this 2363-nucleotide messenger RNA. Its product is annotated as Leucine-rich repeat protein kinase family protein. NCBI's taxonomy places the organism in Eukaryota, Viridiplantae, Streptophyta, Magnoliopsida, Rosales, Rosaceae. The record is from RefSeq and is a predicted model, not a curated record. Gene Ontology annotation, biological process: protein phosphorylation. Gene Ontology annotation, molecular function: ATP binding; protein binding; protein kinase activity.